Labrus bergylta (ballan wrasse) is the source of this 4829-nucleotide messenger RNA. It is a transcript of the gene dedd, whose product is annotated as death effector domain containing. Gene Ontology annotation, biological process: apoptotic process; regulation of apoptotic process; extrinsic apoptotic signaling pathway via death domain receptors. Gene Ontology annotation, molecular function: DNA binding; protein binding. Lineage: Eukaryota; Metazoa; Chordata; Actinopteri; Labriformes; Labridae. The record is from RefSeq and is a predicted model, not a curated record. Gene Ontology annotation, cellular component: nucleolus.
UUUUAGCUGAAGAACGGGAGUCUGCUUGUUUUUCACAUGAUGUCUGUCUGAGGACCAAAACCAUCAAACGAACCCAUAUUUCCUGGAAUAAAAGAACUUGGACUGCAACUCUAGAGACUGUAAACACAUUAAUUUAAUAUCCAAUGUGCAGUCGAACAGAAAUAAUCCACCGGAUCUGUUGUUUGUGUCCUGAAAGAAGCUUUGCGGCGCUUUUUGGACACUGGGAUGCUAACUUCGCGUUAGCUGCUAACCAGACAGUGAGAGCGUUGGACUUGUCAAGAUUAUCCAAGAAGACAGGAGCACACCAGCGGGAGCAUACAAAGGCAGCAGUGGUUGCAGGGAUCUGAGUGUCCCUCACCAUCACCAUCGGGCCCUGAGAUGACCUCACAGCAGCCACAGCUCCCCAAUGCUGUCAUUCCUCCCCAGCUAGCACAGAACUCCUCCGCUCAGCAGGCCCGGCCUCAUAUUCAGGCUAAUCAACUGGACUCAAGUCAGAGCGGUGCAACCGCUGGCCCUGUGGACCACAGAGCUUUAACAGGCAGGCCGGGCUGCCCCGGUGUGGCAGCAAACGGCGGGGAGGUGGCCAAUAGGAACGUUUCUGCUUCCAGCUCCAGCUCGUCUAGGAGAGAUGGAGGCUUUGAGCCGUGGCCUGAGGAAGCAGUGGACAACUCCCACGGUCUGUACUCCCUCCAUCGUAUGUUUGAUAUAGUUGGAGCCCAGCUAACACACCGGGAUGUCAGAGUACUGUCCUUCCUAUUUGUGGACGUGAUUGAUGAGUAUGAGCGCGGCGGCAUCAGGAGUGGGAGGGAUUUCCUGCUGGCUCUAGAGCGUCAGGGUCGCUGUGACGAGACCAACUUCCGACACGUUCUCCAGCUUCUAAGGAUUAUCACCCGCCACGACCUUUUGCCUUAUGUCACACUCAGGAAACGACAGGCUGUGUGCCCAGACCCUGUUGACAAAUACCUGGAAGAGACAUCAGUGCGCUACAUUUCACCCCGGGGAGCAGUGCAGAGCAGGGACACCGUGCCUAACAGGAGAUCGGGUCCUCAGCCGGUCCUCUGCUGUUCCCCAUCAGGACCCCAUGUUGGUCCUCCAAGAACAAAGCCGACUCCUCCUGCACCGAACCGCAAACGGAGGAGAAGUCAUUCAUCAGCUGACUGCAGAGAGAAGCAAACAUGUGAUAUCCGCCUCCGUGUUCGUGCUGAAUACUGCCAGCACGAGUCUGCGCUUCAGGGGAACGUCUUCUCCAACAAGCAGGAGGCGGUGGAGCGCCAGUUCGAGCGCUUCAACCAGGCAAACACUAUCCUCAAAUCGCGAGACUUGGGCUCCAUCAUCUGCGACAUCAAGUUCUCGGAGCUCACCUAUCUGGACGCCUUCUGGAGGGACUACAUCAAUGGGUCUUUGUUAGAGGCACUCAAAGGGGUCUUUAUCACAGAUUCCUUAAAACAGGCGGUGGGCCACGAAGCCAUUAAACUGUUGGUCAAUGUAGACGAGGAGGACUACCAGGCCGGUCGCCGCAAACUGCUGCGCAAUUUGGUGACGAGCGGAGGGAUCCCACCCGGAGGGAGCAAAGACUCGGUAUCUUAGACUCCAGGUGUUAGCAUCCAGCUGCUGUGCCUCCCCGACAGAGAACAGAGAGAGAGUCGUGGAUGUGUCAUUUGAGGUGCCUGAACUGCGUGCCUGAAAGGAACUAAGGUCAAAGGAAACCCUAAGCGGGCCUCCUGAAGCGUAGCAUGCAAGGUGUCUGGGAACUAUGUUAGCAAAGAGGAACGGGCGAUGCAUCGACAGGUUGACAUUAUUCUGAAUGUUAAGCUGCUUUCUUCACCGAGGAGAAUCCUGAUUCAUGCUUGUAUUGAAUAUUUUUUUUCUCGUUUCAUGUAAACAUGUUAACUUUAAUGAUGCUCUUCACCCCUUGUUCAAAAGGUCAUUUUCAACGCAGGAAAACGCGCUUAACGCUGACGUGUUACUCCCAGUGGGAGUUGUACUUUAUUGCCAAACUGGUUCAUCCUUUUCCCAGGUACUUGAGAUUAAUUGGAUUAACCCAAUGAGAGUGUUCUGUAUGUGACAGAAAGGCAAAGACUGUACUUGAUUUUCAAAUUAGUUUUUUUCUAUUUCUUGGAGCUUAUCACCCCCCCCCCCCCCCCCUUGCAGAGUUUCCUCAUCUGUAGAGCUGAACCCUUUCCGAGCCUUUUUUAGUGGCUCAGACUUUGUCACUGUCGACUGUUCUCGUGUGUUUGCUUUGUUUUAACUUUGUUUUACAACACGGCUCUUUAGCAGCAGAUCUGUGAUGCUGGCCUCGUUUUGAAAAUGUCAGUUGUCCAGUCACUGCCAAAUAUUUCAAAAAAAGUCACUCAAACCCUUCAAAUGUGUCGAAUCGUGUCCCGCUGAACUCUGAGUCACGCCGGUGUUUAUCAACAUCUGUCGGCCCCCCAGUACCUCCCGGACCUCUACUCACUCCCCCUCACACACACAAUUCUACACUCAGCUUUAUUUUAUAUACAAGAUUUCAAGUAACACUCCAAAUACUUACAGAACAAAUCAAAAGCAAGUGAAAGUCUGUUCUCAUCAUGCCCCCUGGUGGAUGAAAAUGUAGGCUCGUUGAAGGAAAAUGUUGGCCUUGAUUUGACCCCAUCAGGACUCGUCACACCUCCAGUAGUGUCACAAACCGAGCUCGAGAUUCUUUUUUUCAGGUUUUUUUAAAAGCAGCACUUUAAGAAACAACAUAACAGAUAGCUAUUCAGCUUGUGAAUCCUCUACGACCUGUAAAGCAGAGAGAGUGUAGCCUGUGAUGCUAAUCAGAGAUAAUUUGAAUUCCUAUGGAAUGGUUCAGGUACUGAAAUGGUUCACCAGGAGACGGUGGGUUUGAUGUGACCGACCGUAGUCUCUGUUUUCUGCAGUCGUACAAUUCUCCCAGAGGCAGCCAUAUUAGGCUAACGUAGUUUAGUGUGAAGCCCGCUGAACCUGCUGACAAAUGAACCGGUUUUGUUCCAGGAUUUGUUUGGAGGUCUCAGGCAGUUUCUGCUGAUUUUGUAGCUGCAGGUUCAAUGCUUUGUGCACGCCAUCCCACCUCCGAUUCUGCUGCACGUAGUGACGUAAGAACUCAACCUGUUAUGUGUGAACCAUUUAAUUACCAUAACCAUUUAUGAAGACUUUAAAAUAAACAAUAAGCUGUGAUUCAAUGUUCAGGAAUGAGUAUCUCACAUGGGCUGCCACUCAUCCAGUACAGAUUUUUGUAUUUUCUGAUUGAUCUGCAUUUCAGAGUUAGAGAGCUUAUCGGUGAAAAAACAUCCUGAUACCAAGAGUCUGCAGUUUUCAUUUGUGUCCCCAUGUCGCUUCAUGUCAACAGCUAAUUCAUCAAGUGUUAUAAGACGAGGAUAAACACGGCAGCGUCGGAAAGCACUGCUCAUUGGCACUUUUUUCGUUGCUGUGUAAUCUCUCCACUUGCAGAAUCAAAACAUCUUCAGACACGACUUUUUAAUCCCAGAUGCAACGUUUAAAACGAUUCUAAUUAAUAUUCUCAACAUGUGGGAGAGUUGAUUGUGGUCUGGUAACCGGAGGCUUGUUGGUUUGGUUCAUCUUUCUGUGAUUUGUGAAGCGAUCAUAUUCAACAUUUACCUUAACACAGAAAACAUGUUUGUUAUUUUUUUUAUAAAAAUGUGAUUUCAGUCUGAGAUUCAGGAUAAUAUCCAUCCCCCCCCCCUUUUAUCAAAGUAAGACAUGUGUCCCCCCCCACCCCCACCACCACCACCCCCCUGAGCUCCUCACACUGGAGCUCUGCUAACACCAUAAGCUAAAACCACGUUAUGAUUUGUGGAACAUAAUUCCAAGAUAAUGUCUUGACGAGCACGAUGGGUGACCGAUAUGAGGAUUCACAUAUUUGCCUGUUUUUAUAUUUGUUUAACUUGAGCAAGAAAUCCUUUAACACUGUGUCGACUUUUACAGAUCUGCGUCACUGUGCAGUGAUUUUUAGUUUCUUUACGACCCGUUUAAUGCAAUAAAAGUCACUUUGGGUUCAUGCUGCUGCUGUAGUAAGCCAGGCCGGUUUCUGUUCCAGGAACUGUAAUCGAGCUGGAAGGUCGUCAAACUGGGCACCGAGUGGUCGACCUGACGUUGCAGGAAAGACGAGGAAGUUAAACCAGAAACAACAACUAUGUCCGCUUACACCGAGAGAGUUCUGUGUUUGGUUUUCUGCAUUCUGAAGGGCAAAUGUUUUGGUUUGUGUCUAACCAAUGUGAACGUAAAAGAAAGAUCCUCUGAUUUAAUUUCCUUGAUUGACUAAAGGUUAAAUGAGCUCCGCUUUUGGUCCGAGUAGCGAUACACACUUCUUCCUGUUUUGCCGAUUAAAGUUGCCGUUUGACAGAAUUCACACGUUCUGCAGUCACACAAAUAUGGAAACAUUUCUUUGGAAUACUCAAUGAUGACACACAUGUCAAGGCGGCUGGGGGGGAGGACUGUAACUGUCCAUUUUUUUAAAUCCUCCUAAUUGUGACGUUAAAGAAAGGAAAUGAAUCAAACUUGUUCAACAAGAAGGAAACAACACAGACUCGGAGAACCUUUGUUUGGAGAUGUUUUAAUAUCAGUGAUAAUAUAUCAAAGUAUUAGCAUAAUGCUGUUUUGUGAUGAGAUUCUUUAGACUCUGUAACAGAAGUAGAGAAGAGGCUGAAUGUCACUUUUAGUCCGAAUUGUCAUUUUAAAUGCAACUCUCUAAAAAAAAUCUCAUAUUUGACAUUAUACCUUCGUUUGUUUCUGUUUCUCAGUGCACAUAGCCAAAUGGUUGACAUAAAAGAAAAUCUGUGUACCCCAAUAAAAGUUCAGUGUAUGUUUUUUAA